AUGCCAAUUGACUAUUCGAAGUGGGAUAAGAUUGAACUUUCUGAUGACUCGGACAUCGAGGUCCAUCCUAACGUUGAUAAGAGGUCAUUUAUCAAAUGGAAGCAGCAGAGUAUCCAUGAGACCAGAAUGAAACGUAACCAGGAUAUCAAAAAUUUAGAAACUCAAAUGACAAUGUACAGUCAUCUCAACAAGCGAGUUGACAAAUUACUUCAAAGCUUGAAUGAUCAAGAUUUGAUUGUUCGAGAGACACUCUCGAAGUUUCUGAAUGCAAACUUUGAUAAGUCAGAAAAAACUGAAGGCGAUAAUGUUGAUCCCGGUAUUCCAUCUUACAAUGAGAUGGUGGAAGACCUUUUCGAUCAGUUGGAAAGGGAUGCCAAGAGCGAAGGAAAAGACCCAAAGGAUGGGAGUGUAAUAAGACAACUACUACUUAAACAUAGGAAAAAGAUAGACGAUGUCACAGUGGAGGCGAAGAAGAAAUUGGAAGAACUAUACCGUGAGAAAAGUGCAUUGAUAUCGUCCGACGACAUUAAGCCUGGAUUCGAUAGUGGAUUUAUGAACUCGAAAGAAACUAAACAAGAGGAAAAGAUUGUAGAAAACUUGCAGAAAGCAGCGGCUGCGAAAUCUGAUACAAGUUCAUCUUUAUCUUCUCUUCCUCUCCCAACCUUACCACAGCAAUUUAUCGAGUACGAAGAUGUAAUGCAGCUAGCUCCAGAGACCAGCAAUUUUGGGGAUAUUCCUAGUAGCGAUUAUGCGAAAUCUGAAGCAUAUUUACUGGAUCAUAUGCCUAUCAUCUCAGAACAACAGAAGGAUGCUUUGAUGAUGAAAGCGUUUGAGUUCCAAAUGAAAGGUGACGAAAAGGGCACGUACCGAGUUAUUCAUCAGUCUGAACUACUAGCAUAUAUCCGUGAAAUCUAUGACAUGAAGAAGAUCACCGAAUUAGUCCCCAGUGAAAUGAAGCAGGUCAUUGAAAUGUUUUUUCAAAGAGUUGUUCGCGGAUCUAACGUUGCUGGUAAACAAUCAUUCUUACAAUCCGUACAGGCGAAAUUCGAUCAUGUGAAGAACCGUGUGCGGAUCAUGGAGCAGGAACACGAGGAUGAGCAAGAAGGUGUGGAGACAAUUCAACUGAAGUCACUUGACGAUUCUACAGAGCUUGAAGUUAAUUUACCAGAUUUUGGUUCCACUGAGCCUGAGGAAGUCAAGCGAGUAGAAGCUUUCAAGAAACUUCCUCAAGUCAUGCAAGACGCCAUCAAGACUAAAAACCUAGACAAGGUCAACGAAGUUUUUGCUGAAACACCAAUAAAAGAAGCCGAAGAGUACUUGGAACUAUUCAAUGAGGCUGAUAUCAUUGGUGUGAAAGCGCUGCUCGAGAGCGAAGCGGAUUUCAAAGAACUACAAGAUCAGUAUGAGAACCAGAACAAAUUGGAGGAAUUGAAACUUGAAAAAGAUAACCAAACAGAAAGCGUUCAAGAAACUGCUGGAAGUACAAUCGACAUGGUUGAUUAA
Messenger RNA from Torulaspora delbrueckii, 1503 nucleotides. It is a transcript of the gene CDC37, whose product is annotated as Hsp90 co-chaperone CDC37. The coding region runs from base 1 to 1503 and encodes 500 amino acids. Gene Ontology annotation, molecular function: heat shock protein binding; protein-folding chaperone binding; protein kinase binding. Gene Ontology annotation, biological process: protein stabilization; protein folding. Lineage: Eukaryota; Fungi; Ascomycota; Saccharomycetes; Saccharomycetales; Saccharomycetaceae. The transcript has a single exon. Gene Ontology annotation, cellular component: cytoplasm. The record is from RefSeq and is a predicted model, not a curated record.